AUUUGUAAUUACAAUCACCCCAGAACACAUUAGGAUAAUAUUUAUAAAUUUUCAUCAAUGGUAGCAUUAACGCCCAGGACAUGAAAUCUUGGCUUCGGUAAUUUUUCAGGGAUGUGACUAUAAUUACCAAUACCACAUGGUCCAUAGAGUUAUUUUAGCAAACAUCAGGGGUGUAUAUGCAAUUUACCCUAAUUUUUACUCAAUCACAUAGUAGAAGAACAGAAUUAAUGAAUAUUCGAAUGUAAACAUUAACAAGUAAAUUGUUCUUGCCUCGAGAUGUAGACAUAAGCAAGUGGAAUGCUUUGUUUAAUAUACUUGUGCUUCAAGUUCAAGAAACUCAGUUGAAUCUGUCUGGACAAAUAAAUAUAUUUAAAAAACUCCUCUUGCUAUUGGCUUCAAUUUAAAAACAGAUUAAUCCAGCUCUUACAUUUGUAUAUAUAUAUUCAAUCUAGUGAGUGAUAACAACACCAUUGAUAUAUCUAGCUAGAACUUGAUCCAUUCCAUCCACAUGGCUCGGCGGUUAUUCACCGGAAGCCUGUGUUCGUGGCGGCGGCUGGCGGUUCUCAGCCUCACCUUCUUUCUAGCCGUCCGCUUCUGCUCUUUCUAUAACCGUGUCGGUGUAGAAAUGGAGAAAAUGAGGCGCAUCGUAGCCCUCACCCCCCUCCCCCUACUAAAAUUCGACCAAGUCGAGAUAUUGACCCUUCUACCCCCGUACGGACUGAAAAACCCUCACAAAAUCAACCUCAAUAACGAGUUCCUCAACGAAUCAUCUCUUACAAGGAAUAUCUUCUUCCCGAGAGAUGUUGUGGAUCCAAGAAUCGAUGUUGAGAUCAAAGGCCGUUACUAUUAUCCGGGAAAAGUGUGGCUAGACACAGACGGAAAUCGAAUCCGGGCCCACGGCGGAGGCAUCUUGUUCGACGAGAAAUCGGAGACCUACUAUUGGUAUGGAGAGUACAAAGAUGGCCCCACCUACCACGCAUCCGAAACGGGCCCCGCACGUGUAGAUUUCAUCGGUAUCGGAUGCUACUCUUCCAAGAACAUGUGGGCGUGGAAAUUCGAAGGCGUUGUGCUCUCUGCAGACGAAACGGACGAGACGCAUGAUCUACACAAGAAGAAAGUGGUGGAGAGGCCUAAAGUGAUCUACAACGACAAGAACGGUAAAUAUAUAAUGUGGAUGCACGUAGACGAUUCUACAUACAAGAAAGCCUCGGUGGGAAUAGCCACGAGCGAUUCCCCCGUGGGCCCGUUCGAGUAUCUCAGAAGCCUGAACCCCAACGGGUUCGACAGCCGGGAUAUGACGGUUUUCAAGGACGAAAAUGGGAUCGCGUAUUUGAUCUACUCCUCUAAUAAAAAUAAAGAGAUCCACAUUACUAAAUUGGAUCAAGAUUAUCUCGACGUCACCGACGAGACUGAGCGGGCCCUAGUGGGCCAGUACAGGGAAGCUCCGUCGGUGUUCAAGCACGACGGGGUGUACUACAUGGUGACGUCCGGGUGCAGCGGGUGGGCCCCGAACGAGGUUGCGGUCCACGAGGCGGAGUCGAUAUUCGGGCCGUGGGAGAGUAUCGGGAACCCUUGUGUUGGUGCGAACAAGGCCUUUCGGGCCGCGACUUUCUUUUCGCAGGGGACGUUCGUGGUUCCAAUGCCAGGUGGCGAGCACGGUUCGUUCGUUUUCAUGGCGGAUAGGUGGAACGCGGCGGAUUUGAGGGAUUCGAGGUACGUGUGGCUACCGUUGACCGUGAGACGGAGGAACGAAAGGUAUAACGCGAUUCCUUUGUGGUCUAGGGUUUCAAUCUUUUGGCAUGAAAAAUGGAGAGUAUCAAAGAAUGGUGAGGUUGAGUUUGUUACAGGCUGGGAUUUGUAAUUUUGAAUUAAAUAUGCCAACAUAAAUAAGAAAUUAAUUUUAUUACAACUUUAUAUAUAUAUAUUUAUGAAUAUAAUGUAGGCGAAUUGGAAUUUUAAAUCAGAUGUUCAUUCAAAAUAGAAUCAAAUAAAAACAGCCAAAAAAAAAAAAA
This is a messenger RNA of Erythranthe guttata (spotted monkey flower), 2012 nucleotides long. RefSeq lists its product as uncharacterized. The record is from RefSeq and is a predicted model, not a curated record. Gene Ontology annotation, molecular function: hydrolase activity, hydrolyzing O-glycosyl compounds. Gene Ontology annotation, biological process: carbohydrate metabolic process. Lineage: Eukaryota; Viridiplantae; Streptophyta; Magnoliopsida; Lamiales; Phrymaceae.